Messenger RNA from Protopolystoma xenopodis, 278 nucleotides. Lineage: Eukaryota; Metazoa; Platyhelminthes; Monogenea; Polystomatidea; Polystomatidae. The record is from the annotation of a GenBank genome assembly.
UACGUAGAGCCUGGCAAUCCAUGUUUCUAAAAUUGUUCACCAUAGCCAUGAUAUCUGGAUCAAUCUUAAUGCCAAUAGUGGCAGAUACAAUACAACCGCGAUACGCUGUAGAUCAUUAUGCCAAAUUUUUACCCGAUUCUGCCAAGCAUCGAGUAUUUAUUUGGCAUUUCGUUGCCGAGCAAAUUGCUAAAAAACCAAUUCUAGGAUAUGGGUUUGCUGCUUCAAGAAAUUUCGAAAUAAAGGAACAAGAUUUUGUUAAAUAUAAUCAGUGGAGAUAG